AUGGAUGAAAUAUCACUCUCUUUUGAUUUUUCUUAUAAUACUACUUUAGAAAAAUCAGAUUCAAAAACUGUAAGUCUUCAUACUAUAGGUUAUGAGAAGAGAAAUUUUAUAGUUAUUUUAUCAUGUAUGGCUGAUAGUACAAAACUUCUAGCUGUUAUAUUUUUUAAGUUAAAAACUUGGCUAAAAAAAGAAAAAUUUCUAAGUAGAAUUUAUAUGCAUAAUAAGAAAAAAGAUAUUGCUAUAAUUCCAUCUAGUUUAACUUCAAAACUACAACUACUUGAUGUAUCUAUUAAUCAAAGUUUUAAAGCAACAAUAGCUAAUGAAGUAUAUGAACUUACUAAAACUAGCAAUAUUUCUCUUGAAACUGAUAGCUCAGAAGAUGAUCUCUUAUUUGACUAUGAAGGGGUAGAAGAUAUCUUGAAAGCUGAUCAAUAUGAUGAAUUUGAAACUAUUAAAAUAAACAAUAAUGAAUAUCCUAAAGAAGAAUAUAUAAACUAUUUUGCAGAAAAUAUAAAAACAAGCUCUAAUAAAGACAGGUCUGAUUAUUUAUAUAGGUCUGAUGAUUUAUAUAGGUCUGAUAAUUUAUAUGAGUCUGAUAAUUUAAGUGAGUAUAAUAAUUUAUAUGAGUCUGAUAAUUUAGAAUAA
Molecule: messenger RNA, 645 nt
Organism: Scutellospora calospora
Lineage: Eukaryota; Fungi; Glomeromycota; Glomeromycetes; Diversisporales; Gigasporaceae
Source: the annotation of a GenBank genome assembly